UGUCAAACUCAGUUUUUCUGCUCCGCAAAGCGUAAAAGAUCCAUUCCCGUUUUCAGUGCUAGUGUGAAUUUGGUGCGAAAGUUUUUUCAAAAGUAAUCCACAAAAAUGGUCUCACUGAACCCGGUCCGUAUUCUGAAGAAUGAAGCCGAGGAGGAGAAGGGCGAAAUCGCUCGGCUGUCGUCGUUCGUGGGUGCAAUCGCCAUUGGCGAUCUGGUUAAGAGCACACUCGGUCCCAAGGGAAUGGACAAAAUCUUGGUCGCCCACGGGCGCAGUGCCGGACAGGUUGAGGUCACCAACGAUGGGGCCACCAUUCUGAAAGCGGUCGGUGUGGACAAUCCCGCUGCAAAGAUUCUGGUCGACAUGAGCCGCGUCCAGGACGAUGAAGUUGGCGAUGGAACCACAUCGGUUACAGUGCUAGCCUCGGAAUUGCUGCGGGAAGCAGAAAAACUGAUCGAACAAAAAUUGCACCCCCAGACCAUCAUUGCCGGUUGGCGUGCGGCUACACAAGCUGCCAGAUCUGCUCUGAUUGCUGCGGCACAGGACAAUUCUCAGAACGCGGAAAAGUUCCGGGAGGAUUUGAUGAACAUUGCUCGUACUACGUUGAGCUCGAAGAUUCUGUCACAGCACAAGGAGUACUUUGCCAAGCUGGCCGUUGAUGCCGUGAUGCGUCUGAAGGGAUCCGGUGAGAUGACAGCCAUUCAGCUGAUCAAGAAAACCGGUGGAACCUUGGAAGAGUCCUUCCUGGAUGAAGGUUUUCUGCUGGAUAAGAAGCCGGGUGUGCAUCAACCGAAGCGCGUUGAAAAUGCCAAGAUCCUGAUCGCCAACACUCCCAUGGAUACGGACAAAAUCAAGGUGUUCGGUUCCAGCAUCAAAGUCGAUUCCAUGGCCAAGAUUGCCGAUUUGGAGGUCGCCGAAAAGGAGAAGAUGAAGGACAAGGUCAACAAGAUCCUCGGCCAUGAGUGCAAUGUGUUCAUCAACCGUCAGCUGAUCUACAACUACCCGGAACAGUUGUUCGCCGACGCCGGUGUAAUGGCCAUCGAGCAUGCCGAUUUCGAUGGAAUCGAACGGCUGGCUCUGGUCACCGGAGGUGAAAUCGUGUCCACUUUCGACAAUCCGGAUUUGGUCAAACUGGGUCGUUGCGAUCUGAUCGAGCAGAUUAUGAUUGGCGAGGAUACAUUGCUGCGCUUCAGCGGAGUCCCGUUGGGAGAGGCUUGCACCAUUGUGAUCCGUGGAGCCACUCAACAGAUCAUCGACGAGGCGGAACGUUCGCUGCAUGAUGCUCUGUGCGUGUUGACCGCUACAGUGAAGGAGACUCGUGUUGUCUACGGAGGUGGUUGCUCGGAAACGUUGAUGGCUGUGGCAGUUUACAAGCUGGCUGCCGAAACUGCCGGAAAGGAAGCAAUGGCUAUGGAGGCGUUUGGCCGUGCCUUGCUUCAGUUGCCGAUUACGAUCGCCGACAAUGCCGGUUACGAUUCGGCACAGUUAGUGUCGGAACUCCGUGCCGGACAUUCACAGGGCAAAAACACUCUUGGGCUGAACAUGUACGAGGGCAAGGUCGGCUGCAUGAAGGAACUAGGAAUCACUGAAUCCUUUGCAGUGAAGCGACAAGUGCUGUUGUCCGCUUCGGAAGCCGCAGAGAUGAUUCUACGCGUGGACAAUAUUAUCAAGUGCGCACCCAGAAGGCGUGUCCCAGACCGCGGAUACUGCUAAACUACUCCUCACUUAGUUUCGUGUAUUAUCGCGCAUUUUGUAUCACUUACAUUACAGUACUUUCCGCUGUUCCUGUAUGUUUAAUCAUAUUAUAUUCACUAUCCAUCCCAGCUUUAUUUUUUGUUUCGUUAGAAAGCAGUCAAGAAUAAAACGAAUCGCGUUUUCUGCGCCUUAACUUAUGCAAACGCCCACUCAAUCAUCCAAUCUACACAACCAACAUUGCUUACGGUUUUUGCUUUGCACUUGCAAUCGGAGCGCUAGUCGUUUCUGGAUUCUGAAGAAAAC
Molecule: messenger RNA, 1995 nt
Organism: Ochlerotatus camptorhynchus
Lineage: Eukaryota; Metazoa; Arthropoda; Insecta; Diptera; Culicidae
Gene: CCT2
Product: chaperonin containing TCP1 subunit 2
Exons: 3
Coding region: 106-1710 (534 amino acids)
Biological process (GO): protein folding
Cellular component (GO): chaperonin-containing T-complex; cytosol
Molecular function (GO): ATP binding; ATP hydrolysis activity; ATP-dependent protein folding chaperone
Source: RefSeq, a predicted model, not a curated record